This is a messenger RNA of Caenorhabditis sp. 36 PRJEB53466, 4594 nucleotides long. NCBI's taxonomy places the organism in Eukaryota, Metazoa, Nematoda, Chromadorea, Rhabditida, Rhabditidae. The record is from the annotation of a GenBank genome assembly.
AUGGCAGGGAAUAACAGGAGCAAUUGGCAUCAACAACGGCAGUCGCAACAAAUAGGAGGUAUUUCAGCUAUUGCUUUCUGUUCAAACAAUUUAUUUACAGGUUUCCCGGAUAACCCUCCGCACUCUUCAAUGGACGGCCAAUCAUUUUCACUUUUGCAAAUGAGAAGGAGCGGUCCGCACAGUGUUUCUACUCCAUUUGCAGAAGCCCACUCACAGCAACAACAUAUGCCGCCGUACCUUUCUAUGUAUCAAAAUGACUCAUCUCAUUCCAACUGUAAGUUAUGCGGCUAUUCAAAGGUUAUUUUCAGUUUUUCCUUCACGUUUUCAAUGUAGCUGCAUUGAGAAAAGCAGACUUGUCGAAAAUCAGUCGGGCCGAUAGAAUUUUUAUCAUCCUGUGCAAAAAUAUUUAUGGAAAAAUAAUCGAUUUUUCAGAUUUUUUACUCGGGAAAUUGCGAAAGUAACGAUUUUUGAAGAAAAAUUGACCAGAAAUCAUGUUCUGAAAUUUAGUACUAAAACCCCCAGCGGUCAGGCCUACAUCGGCCCGCGACAAGUCUGUAGGAAAUUAACGUAUACCUAUACAAAACGGAAAUAACACCCUCAGAAUAAUCCCCUUAGAAUGAACCUAUCUGAAUAAAUAUUACAAAACACAGACAUACUGGCACAACAGUCGCAGCGACCAUUCAUUUUUAAUGCAAACGCUCAUACAUUCGUGCCGAGAAACGGUAUGCAGCAAUAUUCAUAUCAUCACGACGGAUAUAAUAUGCAUUCACGCAAUUAUUACGAUCAAGAGCAACCAGGAAAUCAGUAUCUAUACCAGAACGUGAGAACCAAUUUUUUUAGAAAUACGAUAGCUUUAUCGAAUCUGUGUACAGUCAGAAAUUAAACUGAAGACGAAUUUGCGCAAGAACCCGGUCAUUUUUUGUUUUGAGAAUUUACUCUAUCUCAUGAUGAGAUAAUCCAAUCCAGUGAUUUUUGGAAGGAUCGUAACCUUCCGUGUACACAUGAUCUAACUUCUUCGCGGACAAUUAUUUAAAUAUGCGUUAAUAGCGCUGAACAAAUGUGCCAACAGUUGUGUCCCGCUUCCUCGAUCAAUAUUGAUGAUAGAGAGCACAACAGUAAGCGAUGGUUGAGCGUAAUACUACAGGAAAAACGUGCAACCGCCGAAAUGUGUUCUCCGCGAAAGCUGUUUCUCUGCGUCUAUUCUGCCGUCUGUCUAUCGUCUCUGACUUUCAAUACAUUGUCUCUACACUAUUCUUAUUCGUCAAACUAUGCGAACUCUUUAUAAUUCUGGGAUUUUCAAAAUUACACCCGAUUUAAUAUUUUUCUAGAAAAACGACCACUAAACUACGAAUUAGUAUUUUACAGUCUAAAAACAAUUUUUUAUCUGCUUGAUUGAAUGAUAGACAGAAAAACAUUCAUGAGAUAAUUUUCUUUCCCAAAAACUUUCAAUCAGGGAUGGCAUUUUAUCUUUAUGCAAUACUCUAAACCUGUGCCCGCUGCGCGGUCCGAGCUAACGCUCGGAAGCGGCUCGGCCGCUUUUUUGCUUCGCAAAACCGUUAGAAAGUUCAUGUGUCCAUUCCUUACUUUCUCCGUCACUACUAUUAUGACGGCAUUUAUCUGCAAUCGCGCUCUACCGAAAUCCCACGUGAAAACCCGGUCGCGGCCGCGACCUUUUCCAAUUUAGCAUUGAAUUCGGCGCUACAACGGCGGUCCAACAUAAUAGAACUGCGCAGAAUAGAACCGCGACACAAUAGAACUUCGACAUAAUAGAACUGCGCAGAAUAGAACCGCGACACAAUAGAACCGGCGACAAUAUAACUGUUUGGAGCGCUUUUUAAACCUUUCUGUAGAAUAAUUGCUUCGUAGAAAAAGAUAAUUUUUGAAUCUCGUGAUCGAUUUAUUGCAUUCAUUAAUUUCACUUCCUUCGUGAUCCCUCUUCUCUACGGUAACGAAAACCCACAGAAAAUAAUUUUAUUGUACUAUCAAAAACGAAAAGAAACCAAUUUUCUUGGUAUAAACUGUGGUCUUCUGCUUAAUUGUUCGAGAGACGAAAAAUUUUGCGAAAGUUAAUUGAAAGGAACGGACAAAAUGCUUAUAUAAAUUCACAAAAACAGUUCUAUUAUGUCGCGGUUCUAUUGUGUCGCGGUUCUAUUCUGCGCAGUUCUAUUAUGUCGAAGUUCUAUUGUGUCGCGGUUCUAUUCUGCGCAGUUCUAUUAUGCCCAGUUUUAUUAUGUUGGACCGCCGCUACUGCGGAUUAGAAUUUGAACGGAAUAGAACUGUUACGAAAUAUAACUCCCAACGCUAAAAAACAACUAGGAGUUCUAUUUCGUUACAGCUCUAAUCCGUUGUAGCGGUUUGAAAGUGGUGUUUUUUUUCCGAAUUCUCGUUAAAAGUGUACUUUAAUUUUAACAACAUUUCUUCAGUUCGGUCCUACUGUUCCGCCAGCCGUUUCUCUCUACAACUCCAUGUAUUCCCAAGACGAUGCGGUAAUGCAAAAUACGGAUCGUAUUUAGCGUUUUUUUAAAAAAUUAUACUUAAGUGUAUUGAUGCGUUUGCUCAAUUCGGGCAACAAUCGCAGCAGUAUAUGCCGUCUACUGAACUAUCCAAUCAAAUGCAACACAGUAGAAGUUCAUCACUUCUCAAUGAGGUAAAUUAGUUAACUUAUAUUGAGCCGCUCAAUUUGAGCGUUAAAGGAGGUAUAAUUUUAUGCGUGCAGAGCGGACUUGCUGUGAAAAACCCCCAAUAAUACUACGGAAGUUACGCACUCUGAAUUUUUUUCAGAUAUUAGUUGGUUGCGAACAAUUGCUUUCUGAGGGAAAUGAAGACUCAUCUACUUGGAUUUCUGCUAUCAGACAAAGAUUCGAAAAUCAACAGAUGGACGAAGAGUCAAAAAAAGUCGGCGUAAAGUUAAUUGUUGAGAUGGUGAGUAGGAAGCUGUUUUACCAUGGUACUGCAGUAAAAAUAUCUAGACAGUCUUAUCAGGCUCAUUCGAUGGAACCCAAUCAGUUCCGUGGGACUGAUCCGCAAUACACAUUCUCAACACUUCUGAAAACGUUGGCUGAUGAGGUUUGAAUUGUGCCAACCUCAAGUAGUUACUUUCUAUUUUUCAGGUGAAAGAUUUCAUGAGAAAAGCCAUCCUUCCUGUGCUUUCCGAGUUCCACGAGUCUCGCAGCCAGUUAGAGAAUUCUGCUCGCGUCUUCAUGGCCGUGUUUUAUGCUGAGGUGUUCGUCAAGCUGACUCUUGUAAGAUUCCUGUCUUUGUGUUAAACACAUGACGAAAGCCGAAAUUUUUCUUCGCACCAAAAAUUGUUCCUGCAGGGAAACAGUUAGAAAGCAUCGCACCUCAGUUCAGGCCCUACCCAUAAUUCGUGGUACUCUACGCCCCCGUCCCACUUUUUUAUACCUGACACCACUACGCAUCUGUCUGACGUUCAUAGGUGCUUUGAGUUGAACGCCGGCAGUUCGGGACAGGCGAGUGGGAGGGGACUGGUUCGAAAAAAAUUUUGGCAGCCGUAAGGCCGGUUGUCAAGUUGUUUUAACUGUCUGAAUUACUUCCAUGGGUCAUAUUCGUUCAGUUCCACUCAUUUGAACCCACUAAGAUACCUGGUACAUGGCCUAGUGUCCACUAACGACAAGAUUGCAGGAGUGUCCUUAAGGGGCAGCUACUAGAAUACCUGAAGAUUUUUUGAAAAUUUUUUAUCCUUUUCCACAGGGGGGGGGGUGGAUUAUGGUUGCCGCUGGUUCGGAAAUUUCAAUCCGACCGCCAGGUCGGAAAAAUGUUUUGGCGUUUCUCAAAAAUCUCGCACCUAUGCUGCUGUUUUUUAAACAAAACAUUUUAGGACAAUGGCAGCCGUUUUGAAAAGCUUGGUCAAGCUUUGUCUGAUCAAAUCGAUGAUAUUCUGAAGUUUCCACCAAAAGACGAAAACAUGAAGUAUUUGCUUCGAGCAUUCAAGGUUGCUGGAGCAGAGUUGGAUUUUUCGGAAGAGUUGAGAAAACGUGUCGAUCAGAUUCUGACUGUCAUGGGCGGAUUUGCCAACGGUUCUCCAGUUCUGGGCGAGUAAGUUUUCUUUCUUUAAUGGGGGUUUUCUGCGUAUUUUUGUUUUCCGUUUUUUUUUUUCGUUUUUCACAUCGCUGAUUUAAGUUUUUUUGAAAAAAAACGGAAAAAAACGCUGAAUAACCCCAUAACAAAUCGCAAAAAAUUGUUUACAGGUCUAUCAAAGCUCAAAUCAUGUCUUUAAUCGAUUGUCGACAGCGCGGGUGGGAUCGCGUCAGACCUGUAAACGAGCCAGCUCCUGUUAGCAACCGUUAUGAAGACUCUUUCGAUGAGUCCACCGACAAUGAUCUAACUGAAGAAGAGAGACAGUUUCUCGAAAGUCAUCUCGAGCAAGCUGAGAAGAAUGACGAUGGUGAUGAAAUAGACGAGCAGGAAGUGAUGAAUGAGUUCGGAAAGUUUGUAAAAGAGGAGCUGUGGCGUGCUGAGGUUCACAUUGCGAAUAAUUUGAAACCUUCGAAAGUGUAAUGUUCAGGAAAUAAAAACGACUGAAAUGAUGACAAAUCUGGCGAUGAAGGAGUCGGGCGCUGCAGACAAUAAUUAA